AUGGAACGAAUGAGCACUCUUCCGACUAUCAAGUGUUCAUCUUGCGCGGUGGACAUAGAUAUCCUUCAUUUAGCCGAUCAUGUUUGCGCUGCGGCACCCCCAUCGGCAACGACGGUUCCCGAGCCUAUGUCCCCCACCUCAACUGUCUCUCCAGAAUCCCCACCCUCUUUAGUCUCGCCGAAGCUCAGUCGUGCAGCAACUUUUGGUGGACCAACUUUUAGCAACAGAUCGGACCAGCCAACACAAUCGGGUCGCAUGCCUCCCCCUCCACGAAUCGAUUCAAAUGCAGCAAACAAGCCAUUUCGACCGUUGGAACCAUCACCAAUGACUAACCAAAGAGACCCCAGAAGCCGCCCUCCAGGUCUGGCACCGCCUAGGUCUCCGUUUAAGAUGAAUCGCAGUGUGACAAGCCCUGUCCCACGAUCGAUGGCGCCUCCAUCGCCCGAUUACAGCUCGAACUUGGAUAGUGCCUUCCCACGAUUUCCCUCCAAGAACAGUACCCCCAAAAGUGCCAAACCUGGACCGCGAGAACGCUUAGAGCCCUAUCAACAAGACUAUGCUCAACCGAGCCCCCUGUUUGCGCCGCUAAGCCCACGGUUCGAUGGUGGUGAAAACGUCACCAAGCGCAUGAAUAGCAUUGCGCCAGGACCAUUUGACGGAACGGCAGAUCGCAGGCCAAGCACGGCGAGCGCAACAAGACCAUUUGCGGAAGAGGGACAAGCACUUGGCCAUAGGAGGACAGGCACAGACGACAGUAUGGGGAGCAAUAAGAGCGUGCCAAAACAGCGUGGAUCUGUAGCAUCGAACGCGUCACGAAGUUCGGCAUACUCCAACCGCAGCAUAGGCCUUCCCGCACGCCCAAAGCCGGGCAUGGGCGGUACUAAUGCUCUGCCACCGCUACCAGCCACAUCCGAGCAGGCCGAAGGUAUUGAUGCUUUCCUGGACCGAUUGCAGAAGGAAUCUACGAAGCCUUCCCAGGCACCUCAGGAGAACGUGGCAAGAGCGAAUCCGUCACGACAGAAUAGUAGGGAAAGGAGAACACCCCCACCAAGGCCUAGGAGACCGUCAGAGAAAGAUCUUCCACCAUCUGAUAUGACCGAUCUGGAACCUCCGGAGUUCAUGCCUCCUUCGAACAACAUGUUCUCUUCUCGAGGUUCAAGCCGAAGUGGUUCAGAGAGCGAUAUGCCAAGAGGCCUCGCGCCGUCUCACGCUUUACGUCCGCCGCCACUAGCAUCUUCUGGGCUCGGUGAUGCGUCCUUGAAUGCGCUUCACACGCCUUCGGACUCUGGCUUCUCGGAUGAUUCAUAUGCUAGCUCUGGCUACCGAAGCAUAGCAAGCUCAAGGUCAAGCCCACCUGAAUCGGAAGCUGCGCACUCACGCCAAGCCUCCAAGAUUAGCCGUCCUAGCAACAUUGUUGAGGAAAGUGUUGAAAGAAGCGCAAGUCCAGAGUCCUAUGCUGAAGCACGGCCUGUUCGAGCACCUAGGAGCUACAUGAGGCCCGAUGGUGCGGAGCCAUACCCACGUGCACUCUCACCGGGAUAUCGCCAGGACACAUUUCCGCCCGGAGGAUAUGCAAGGUAUCCAGAGUCGCCAAUGGAUCCCGCCAUACAGAUGGGCGCCCCGAUGCCACGCGACAUGUUCGAAAGAGAGCCGAUAUCUCCGCAGGACCCAGCGCAAGUCAAUGUAAGCCCACCAAGACAUAUGGCUGAUCCCGAACCUCAGCAGCAAGAAGUGCGCCGGCCCAAAGCUGCUAGCAAAGGCAACUGUCGCGGGUGCUCUGAACCGAUCAUUGGAAAGUCCGUGAAAGACUCUUCUGGUCGCCUCACUGGACGCUACCAUAAGCACUGUUUUGUCUGUAGAACGUGCGCCGAUCCGUUUCCGACAGCGGAGUUUUACGUCUUCGAGAACUCGCCAUAUUGCGAACAGCACUAUCACAAGCUCAACGGAUCAUUGUGCAACGCCUGCAACCGCGGCAUCGAAGGCCAAUACCUCGAAACGGACUUGCGCCAAAAGUUUCACCCACGAUGUUUCACGUGCACGACCUGCCGCAUCGUCCUCCGCGAUGGUUACUUCGAGGUCGCUGGCCGGCGAUACUGUGAUCGACAUGCGCAAAGUGCCGCAGCUCCCCCGAGGAGUAACCUAGGCCCGGGCAAUUACAGACCGCGAAAUCUCCAAAAGCGUGGUACAAGACUCAUGAUGAUGGCGUGA
Molecule: messenger RNA, 2208 nt
Organism: Alternaria atra
Lineage: Eukaryota; Fungi; Ascomycota; Dothideomycetes; Pleosporales; Pleosporaceae
Exons: 3
Coding region: 1-2208 (735 amino acids)
Source: RefSeq, a predicted model, not a curated record